Talaromyces stipitatus ATCC 10500 is the source of this 2473-nucleotide messenger RNA. RefSeq names its product phosphoinositide phosphatase (Sac1), putative. Gene Ontology annotation, molecular function: phosphatidylinositol-4-phosphate phosphatase activity. The transcript has 3 exons. Bases 166 to 2289 code for a protein of 707 amino acids. The record is from RefSeq and is a predicted model, not a curated record. Gene Ontology annotation, biological process: phosphatidylinositol dephosphorylation. Gene Ontology annotation, cellular component: endoplasmic reticulum. Lineage: Eukaryota; Fungi; Ascomycota; Eurotiomycetes; Eurotiales; Trichocomaceae.
ACAGCCGAUGAAGCUGUCGACACUCGCUUGAUCUUCUCUUAGUUCGCACUCUUCGAUUCUAUUGACCCAUCCUUGCUGGAAUCCACAUUAUCCGCUGGUGCUGCCGUCUCGAUUCUAAUUUCUAUCGCCGUUUCGUUCCCUUACCGAGCCGACUUGGUGGCCAUCAUGGCUCUCCCAGUGCUUCCCUUCAAGGAUAUCAACCUCCAUUCCUCUCCUUCUCACUACGCAUUCACUUCGCCCUCGACACCAAAUGCUCCGACUCUAGUGGUGGAACGACCGAACGGAGAUUUGCGCCUGAAUGAUGGCACUCUCCUCGGUACAAAACGAGUGUCUAGCAUUGCUGGAAUACUCGGCAUUAUCAAGUUGAAACUAGAUAAGUAUAUUAUCAUCAUCACCAAGGCACAACCUAUGGGCCGUCUCCAAGGCCAUAUGGUUUAUAAAGUCGUCGCGACCGAGUUCCUGCCCCUCCGCGAGCGCCCACUGCACGACAAGGAUGAAGAUACCUAUCUUACUCUCCUAAAGGAUCUGAUCCGAACAGGUCCCAUGUACUUUUCUUAUUCCAUCGAUCUCACAAAUAGCUUCCAGCGACAGUCGCAGAGUGACCCGGCUGCCCCGCUAUGGAAACGAGCCGACGACCGCUUCUUCUGGAAUCGCUUCGUGCAGUCGGAUCUCAUUGACUUCCGUGUUGGUGCGAGUGAUACGACCGGGACACGAUAUAGUCAGCAACCUGGCGUCGACCCCUAUAUACUGCCUGUCAUAUUCGGAAUGCUCCGCAUCACGCCUGCUAGGGUCAAGAAUACCUCCUUCACUUUUGCUUUAAUUACGCGACGGUCAAGACAUAGAGGUGGCACUCGUUACUUUUCCCGUGGAAUCGACGAGAACGGAAAUGUAUCCAACUACAAUGAAACGGAACAGAUUGCGAUCCUAAACGAUACCACUGGUAGCCUGACUGGCUUUGCUGGUGGCCAGGGCCUACCAAGCGGAAAGUCCGACCAUCUUGGGCGGGACUUGCAGGUCUUCUCAUUUGUCCAAACCAGAGGAAGUGUCCCCAUUUUCUGGUCGGAGGUCAACAACCUUCGUUACACUCCGAAGCUCCAAGUCCGGAGUGUGGAGACAGCCAUUGAGGCUGCACGGAAACACUUUGCUCAGCAGAUCGAAUAUUAUGGUGAGAAUUACCUGGUGAAUUUGGUGAACCACAAAGGUAGAGAAGAACGAGUCAAGAAGGCCUACGAGCAGUUGGUUCGCGCUCUGGUAUCCUCACCAGGCGAAACGUCCGAAGAAGAUCAGCCACACACCGAUGAGAAGAUACACAUUGUGGAAGCUAGUCAGAGAAAGGAGCUUCUGGAUCAAAUCCACUAUAUUUACUUUGAUUUCCAUAAUGAGACUAAAGGUCUACAAUGGCACCGGGCACAACUCCUUUUAGAUCGGCUUACAGAUGGGCUCAUGCGCGGACAAUACUUCCGGGGUGUUGAGAGCCCCGGUGAUGCCAAUGGACGCUUAGAAGUUCGUACUCAGCAGACAUGUGUUGUACGAACUAACUGCAUGGAUUGCCUCGAUCGCACAAACGUCGUACAGAGUAUGCUAGGUCGCUGGACGAUAACCCGGCAAUUAAUAGACGCCGGCGUUCUGCAACCCGGGGAGUCAGCAAGUGACGACCCUGAAUUUGAGAAUAUCUUCCGCAAUAUGUGGGCUGACAAUGCCGACGUUGUUUCAAAGACAUAUUCUGGCACUGGAGCUUUGAAGACCGACUUUACACGCACAGGCGAACGCACGCGGGCUGGAAUGUUGCAAGAUUUUUCAAAUUCAGUCACCCGUUACAUUCGCAAUAAUUUCAUGGACGGUCCUCGGCAAGAUGGGUUUGAUCUGUUCCUUGGUGCUUAUUUGCCGCAAGACUCGGCAUUGGGAAGUCUGUUGCUCUUCAUCGACCGCCGACCUGUCAUUAUUCAGUCUAUUCCCUACCUACUAGCAGCAAGUGUGUUCAUGGUGCUGGUUGCCAUGUUCACCCGCCGUUUGCCUGAUGCUGCUGUUUGGCCAUUAAGGAUAUUCACAUUUGUGUGGAUUAUAAUUGGUGUAUGGGCAUUUCAUUUCAUCCUCACCCAUGGAAUGUUAUAUGUCAACUGGCCCAAGCUUAAUACACCAAGUGCAGCCUCAGAAGGAUAUCAAGAUGCUCUCAACCACGCUCGCUCUGAUCAACUCGUUGGUCGUUUCCUGGUCAAUAAACGACAUCAACGUGGUUUCAGCAAUGCCCGGUUGGGUUACCUGGAAGAGGGCAAAAAGAGGCUUGAAUAGUUCUCUGCCUGUAUGCCACCAUUCAUCUGACUUGACCGUCGACGCAUUCUUUUUUUCUUCGUCCUUGAACUUCGAUUCUAAGCUAUAGCCUUUAUUUGCAUAUCGCUUUUACCUAUGAGUAUUUUAGACUAUUAAAGUCCUCCCGUAUAUGACUAUGGAAUAACAUAUUGGGGAUAUCAUAUUU